Messenger RNA from Ochlerotatus camptorhynchus, 1303 nucleotides. It is a transcript of the gene Uev1A, whose product is annotated as Ubiquitin-conjugating enzyme variant 1A. Gene Ontology annotation, cellular component: nucleus. The coding region runs from base 153 to 584 and encodes 143 amino acids. The transcript is spliced from 5 exons. NCBI's taxonomy places the organism in Eukaryota, Metazoa, Arthropoda, Insecta, Diptera, Culicidae. Gene Ontology annotation, biological process: protein K63-linked ubiquitination; DNA damage tolerance. The record is from RefSeq and is a predicted model, not a curated record.
UCGAAGAAGAAGAGUUACAAACGCAAGGCAAGGCUGAAAAAAGUUUAGUCACGAAAGGGAGUAGUGUCAGGCCAUUCGUGCGACAAAAUACGUGAAAAUUGAGCCUUUCCUUUCGUCGGAACAUCGUCUACAGCAGCAAGUAUCAGCCUGCAAUGGCCUCCACAACCGGUGUGGUGGUUCCACGCAACUUCCGACUCCUGGAAGAGCUAGAAGCAGGACAGAAGGGCGUAGGCGAUGGCACCAUUUCCUGGGGGCUGGAAAACGAUGACGAUAUGACACUCACUCACUGGACUGGCAUGAUCAUUGGCCCGCCAAGGACACCAUACGAAAAUAGAAUGUACUCGUUGAAAAUAGAAUGCGGCGAACGCUAUCCAGACGAACCGCCAACGCUAAAGUUUUUGUCAAAGAUUAACAUUAACUGCAUUAAUAGUCAAAACGGAGUGGUUGAACACCGGAUGGUUCCCGUGCUGAGCAGAUGGAACCGUGACUACACUAUUAAGACAAUUCUUCAGGAGAUCCGUAGGAUUAUGACGUUAAAGGAAAACCUAAAGUUAACACAGCCACCAGAAGGAAGCUGCUUCUAGUGGCCUUAAGAACCGAGGGAAAGGAAGAAAGGCAAAACCCGAACGGAAGAAGUUACAUCGUGAAAAUCUACUCUUGCUGCUGGUUGAUAUUUUUGCAUCGUCGUCGUCUUCGUCAUCAUCAUCAUCGUUUCUGUGCGUGAACGACGCUGUCUAUUGCUCCUGUAGAACACCCCCCCUACAAAACCACCCAACACCCAGCUGCAGAGAAAAAGCAACAAUCGGAACAAAAGGAAUAUACUGCUAUUACUACUUCUACUCUUCAACUUCCGCUCUACUGUUGCGGCCAUCGCUAUCAUUGUUGCUGCUGUUCUUCAACCUUCCUUUUGGUUUUGUUGAUUUAUGAUUAAAAAGAGAAAAUCUUACAAAAAUAUAAACCAUGAGCAGCAAGAACAAAUCUCCUUACUACAAGUCACUACAAAGCACUACACAUAAACACACAGAUGAAAAAUCCUAGAUAUCCUUUAUAGAACUAGAGGGAGCAACGCAAGACGAAGAAGAAUCUGUUGAUAAGGGGUUUGAGAGAAAAAAAAAAGGAUUGCUUAUCUAUAUUUGCGGUAAUUAAAUGCUAAAUGGUAAACUACACUCCAUGCAGUUCGAAUUUUGACGAGCGUUCUAAAUAUGAUGAAGGAAACUUAAGAAAAUGAUGAAACAGUUUAGCAUUAACACUGCUGAUGAACGAAGAGAAGGAAACAAUAAAAGCGGAUACUAUUCUCCAAAAA